Messenger RNA from Cyphellophora europaea CBS 101466, 3507 nucleotides. RefSeq lists its product as uncharacterized. The transcript has a single exon. Bases 1 to 3507 code for a protein of 1168 amino acids. NCBI's taxonomy places the organism in Eukaryota, Fungi, Ascomycota, Eurotiomycetes, Chaetothyriales, Cyphellophoraceae. The record is from RefSeq and is a predicted model, not a curated record.
AUGUCGCGCAAUAAGGAAAACAAUCCACUGCCUCCGUCGCGGGCAGUUGCAUCCGUGUUCAUCGGCAAGCAGCCUACACCUCCGAGUGCAGAGUUCUUCACGGACAGUCUACUCGAAGACACGUCGCGCAUACCGUCGCCAUCGCCAUUGAAAAACAAGCAUGCGGUCAGCAAACCACGACGCGCUUUGGGCUCUUCGAAGCCAUUGCACGUCUCACGAGACCCAAACAACCUGGCGCGCAAUCCUACCUCGUCGCAUGAAGUGCGAGCGCGCGGAAUCAGGCAUCAGCCGCCUGCGCCCACCUUACAGCGGCCAUUGAGCAUACGGUCAUCAAACUCGGACCUGAUCACACCGCCUCAGUCGCGCGAUGGUCCGGAAUCGAUCAAGAGCCCUAUGUCAGUGGACUCGGUCCCGUCACACGAUCUUACAGAUACAUAUCAGCGGAUAUACGAUGAGGAGGAGCUGGCAGCAACAGAGAGAGAACCUCUGAGCUCUGAAGAUGAUGAGGAAGAGAUGGAUUUUGAUGGACAAAUGGGCUCGCCAAGCAAGGCACCUAGGUCCGCCACUGCUCGGAACUCAUGGGCGGAGCCUCUUGCAGCGAGGAACCCUACACAACACCCUGUGCCUGAUGAUGCCGACAAGGAGAACCUCGCCGAGGAGCGCACAGGCAGGCUGUCUGAAGAUACUGGAAUGAGUUUUCUGGCUCAAUUGACUGAUAAAGAUCUUGCUGCGAAGAUGACCCCACAUAUGACAGAACACGCAAAGGAUAUGCGAAGGCUGCAGAAAGGCAUCAGCACGAGGCCUAUUUCAUUCCAUGCUGGCACGAAGCCCUCAGAAUUCAUAGCGGACGAUGCGCGCUCGAACGCAAGCUCCGGCGGAAGCUCACGUUCUUAUAGAAGAAGGAAUUUGAGGCUGAACAGCCCCGCAGUAGGCGGUGUCGCCAAAGCGCAUUCAGACACCAGUCUGGACGCCCGUCCACGAUCACAAGUCUCGCCCGCAGCACAAAGGUCGCAGCAGCAGUCCUCGCCUGUGUCGCGAGAGCCACUACGACCAUUGAAUAUCCAAUUUUCGAGCCAGGAAGCUCAAGAUGAGCCUACAGCGCAUGGACAAGUCUCGGAUGACGAGGGCGAUGAAACAUCUGCGGAACUGAGAGCAAGAGAACGACAGUUCGGGCUCAACCGCGCAAAGAAACUUUUCGGCAUCUCAGGGGCGGUAGAGGCGACGCAUGAAGUGUCGAAUGCUAAUGCACCAGGCACGUUUUCGGGCUCAGAACGCCAAGGCAGACUCCAGGACGGUCCGGGCGACCACGGUGACCUGACAGAGGAUGGCAACGACUUCACACAGAGCUCUAUUAGAAGUCAGGCUUCCGAUCGAUCGGAAUUUUCCGUUUUGAGGGCGUCUUCUAACAAAGUGCCAGUCACGAACAAGGGCAUACUCAGAAAGUGGGCGCGUACAGCAGCCGAACAACAAGCGGAGCGGACUCAGAGUGUGAACUCCGACAUUGAGUCCUCACAAGUCGACUGGGCAGGCGCAGCUGCUGACGUACCGCUGCCAAGUGUCGAGAACCGUGAAGUUGAGGCCGAGGCAGAAGAGUCUGCUUCGCCGGAGCACAGACGGUCUGCUGAGGGCUUCAGAAGAGUUGACAACGAGAUGACCGGCAUGACCGGCAUGUCUUUCCAGGUUUCUGAAAGCCCACCUGUUAAGACCAAGAAGAGCUUUGACGAUAUUCUGCGUGAAAAAGAGAUGAGUCUACUCUCAAAACAAGCUGUCACUAAGAGUCGGCUGGAGGCAAUACGCGAAAGGGAUCCUCGGGAGGCGCAGCGGCAGCUGUCACGUUCACCAAGUGGCUCAUCAUUGAGAAAGAGCCUUUCGAAUGACGCCACAACGCCCCAGCAGGUUGAGAAAGCGCUAGAGCAGGUGGGCGAGCAGAUCCCUGAUACCCCGGUCGUCGUUUUCAGGUCUUCGAGCAACAAUUCAAGAGACCUCCAAACUUCUGGCGAAAGGCCAGGUCAUGACCGGCAGUCUUCUCAUGAUACUCUUCAGAGGUUCGCCCGCCUGAGUGCAACCCCAAAGUCAAGUCCAUCGAUUCUGCCAAAGCUCGCGCCCUCCAACAAGCAGUCCGAAGUCGAAGGCAAGAACGAGAGACGUUCAUCAGAGGGCGCGCCUCAAGCCAAGAAGCCCUUCAUAGCAGCGACUCCCAAAGUCACAGGUGCCUGGACAGACACUAUUCUCCCGCCUGACACAAUUAAUACGGUCAAAGCGAAGCCCCAGCCCAAAUACACGCAGACGCCGAAUGUGACUGUCGGAGGGUGGGUCGCCACACCCCAUCCCACGAUUUCUCAAAGACCUUCGUCCGCCCCUGAGGCCAUUGAGGAGGAAGUUCUUGAAGACCUCGCUACAGAUAUCAUGCCGAAUCGGAAUCCGAGAUCUGCCUCGUCCCAUGCGCGGCCACUCGAACAGCAAGCAGCCACAACCGAAGUGAACCGGCCUCCUGUGGGCCAAUCCGCCCUCUCCAACAUACUCGCCGCUCAGCGCGCUCGUCACUCCUCAGGUGCAGCAGACGAUACCCUCGACCUCGGCGACGCGACCAUGGCUUCUCUGGAGGAUCUCGUCGACCUCAACGAAGAGGACAUCACCACACUGAUCCGCCUGGGCGCAGAACAAGACGCAUUGCAGCAGCUUGGCGAGAACGCCGCCGGCACUGCGAUAGAUGGGGACACCGGCGAUCAGAAAGAAGGAGAGAUUAUGGUACUCGACCGACUGGCGCGCAAGCUACAUACACUGCAAUCCAACAUACGCCACGCUCGGCGUGCAGUUGGGCGCUUCGAACGAGAAAUGAGCGAGGGCGUCGAUGAGGCCCUGGCGCAUCAGCCUCACUCCGACCCCCUGACGCCGCAGAUCCUGCAGCAAACGCCACUGGUGCCAACGCAGCUCAGCAGCGCUGGGCUCGUGAGGGGCACCGGCGUCUUUCCGAUUCUUUACAGCACGCUGACGCUUCCACUACCACUACUCUUCCACACCCCAAAACAUCGGCAGCACCAGUUGCCGCAGGGUAGGUGGCGUAUGGGAAAGCCCACGCCGCUCCUCUACGUCCUGCUCUUCCUGCUCGCGUACUAUGUGCUCGAAACCCUCCUCUCGGAGCUCUACGCACACCCGCUGUACGCCGAGACGUACGCGUGGCCGGCGGCGAACCAGGCUCCGGAACCGGAUAGUGGGCUCGUGGUGCCGACGCUGCUGGCCAGAGUCUUUGGCGGGGAUGUGCAGAUGAGGCGGAGCGUCAAGGUGGCUCCAGCUGGUGCGGGUACUGACACCCUGGAGGGAUGGGCCCAAGGCCUGUGGGUUCUGGGCAGGGCGGUGGUGAGGUUGUUUGCUGGUGGGGAUGGGUUCGUCGAUGGCCCCGCGCAGGGCCAUGGCGGUGUCGGGGCGUCGCCGGCUGCGACGACCGCGGCGGCAGCGGGAGCACAACGAGGGGAUGGCUGGAGCAUGAUGAAUGAUGAGAUUUUAUGA